This is a messenger RNA of Pelobates fuscus (common spadefoot toad), 887 nucleotides long. It is a transcript of the gene SRA1, whose product is annotated as steroid receptor RNA activator 1. Gene Ontology annotation, cellular component: nucleus. Gene Ontology annotation, biological process: regulation of transcription by RNA polymerase II. NCBI's taxonomy places the organism in Eukaryota, Metazoa, Chordata, Amphibia, Anura, Pelobatidae. The record is from RefSeq and is a predicted model, not a curated record. The coding region runs from base 4 to 702 and encodes 232 amino acids. The transcript is spliced from 5 exons.
GCCAUGGAGAGGGAGGGCUUAGACAUGGCUGAGCUCUAUGUGAAGCCGGGUAACCAGGAGAGGGGUUGGAAUGACCCACCCCAGUUUUCAUAUGGGCUGCAGACCCAGCAUGGAGGUGGAAAACGCACACCACUUAACAAGAGAGUACCUGCUCCUUUGCAUGGUUCCCCAGCAGUUCCUGCUGCGUCCUCCAUUCCUUCUUCCACACCACCAAAGAUACCACCACCUUGUCCUAUGAGCACUUUUGGACCUCCACCUGUAGGGCAAACUGCAUUACCUCCUAAAACAGAGGCAUUGAAGUCUUGUACAAGUCAGACAGAAGUGGCAUGUCACAUUGAUGUACAGGACAUUUUAACUCCAUUGCAAAAUACGCUGGAAGCCUGCAGGGAUUUAAUCAAGAAACAAGUGUUCAACGAUAUUAGCAAGAGAUUAACCAUGUUAGAAGAAAUGUGGAACAGUGGAAAACUGUCCCCACCCGUGCACAAGAGAAUGAUCGUCCUAGUAAAAGAACUGAAGUGUCAGAAUUGGGAUACAGCAGAUGAAAUUCAUAGGUCUCUUAUGGUGGAUCAUGUGAACGAGGUCAGCCAGUGGAUGGUUGGAGUAAAGCGCUUAAUUGCCGAAGCAAGGAACUUACCCACUCAAUCUCUUGCUGCAAAAGAUGAAAUGCCAGAUGAUGGCACUGAGGACGACACUACUCAGUAGAUUUAAAGAAGGUUUCUACCUCUAUAUUGCAAUGCAAUUUCUAGGCAGUAUCAACACAAUUGUCUCCACAAGAACUAACUUCAUGUUUUGCUAUUGAUUUUAGAGUUCUGUAAAAUGUAUUUCAUUUUGCAACCCCAUCUCAAAUGAUACUCUGUAAAUUUGUUGGUAUUUAUUCAUUGCUGAAA